Molecule: messenger RNA, 273 nt
Organism: Aspergillus ruber CBS 135680
Lineage: Eukaryota; Fungi; Ascomycota; Eurotiomycetes; Eurotiales; Aspergillaceae
Product: Ish1 domain-containing protein
Exons: 5
Coding region: 1-273 (90 amino acids)
Source: RefSeq, a predicted model, not a curated record
AUGCCUACUCCAUUGGAUCGGGCCAUGAAUUCCAAGAAUCUAUUUCUGGGAUUCACCGGGAUGAUCUCAGCCGCCGCGGUGUGGGCUAUCUGGGGUAACGACAUGUUUCCUGCGGAGCAAGAUCCGACUGGGGACCCUGAAGACUGGACAGCCGAUGAGUUGAAGAGGUGGCUCCGCUUGAGAGGCCUUUUGCCCAGCGCCAGAGCCACGCGUGAAGAGUUACUCGAGCGAGUCAAAGCAAACUUGCGUGUGCCCAGGUCUUCCGGCCAGUAG